Pangasianodon hypophthalmus (striped catfish) is the source of this 4244-nucleotide messenger RNA. It is a transcript of the gene rcor3, whose product is annotated as REST corepressor 3. Gene Ontology annotation, molecular function: transcription corepressor activity. The coding region runs from base 137 to 1759 and encodes 540 amino acids. Gene Ontology annotation, cellular component: transcription regulator complex; histone deacetylase complex. Gene Ontology annotation, biological process: regulation of transcription by RNA polymerase II; negative regulation of DNA-templated transcription. NCBI's taxonomy places the organism in Eukaryota, Metazoa, Chordata, Actinopteri, Siluriformes, Pangasiidae. The record is from RefSeq and is a predicted model, not a curated record. The transcript has 12 exons.
AACACCAAUCAGAAGCGCUGUGGCUCUAGCUGCGCAGGGGAGUUAUUGCAAGGGACAGGCUAGCUGCAAAAAAAAGCGUGCAUUGACUGCACAUAAUUUUUUUUUAUUUAUACAGAAAAAAAUAAAUAUCAUUAUAAUGCCUGGGAUGAUGGAUAAAGGGUCGGACUAUCUAGGGAAAGGUCGGUCUAACGGGACGAAAAGCCCCUCAAACGCCUCGAAUGGCCAUUUUUCUGAUGAGAGUGGCAGCGACGACGAGCACGAUGUCGGAAUGCGUGUGGGAUCCGAUUAUCAAGCCAGUAUUCCUGAAUAUGAUCCUGGUUCUACCAAAUACAGUGAUAAAGAAACUGGAGGAAUGUUGGUGUGGUCUCCAUAUCAUACUAUUGUGGACACUAAAUUGGAUGAAUAUAUUGCCAUUGCAAAGGAAAAACAUGGCUAUAAUGUGGAGCAGGCUCUUGGCAUGCUCUUCUGGCACAAGCACAACAUUGAGAAGUCCCUGGCAGACCUGCCCAACUUCACCCCCUUCCCAGAUGACUGGACGGUGGAGGACAAAGUGCUGUUUGAGCAAGCCUUCAGCUUCCAUGGCAAGAGCUUUCACAGGAUCCAGCAGAUGUUGCCAGACAAAUCCAUAUCAAGUCUUGUGAAGUACUAUUAUUCAUGGAAAAAGACCAGAUCCAGGACAAGCUUGAUGGACAGACAGGCAAGAAAGCUGGCAAACCGAAGUAAUCAAGAUGAAAGUGAUGAAGAAAUGGAGGAAGCUAACCCUAUUGAGGCAAACGACAGUGAUUACGACCCUAAUAAAGAGACGAAGAAAGAGAGCCAUGUUGAGCCACAGAUAAUGAGCUCUAAGAUCAGCAUGGGCCGGCGAGACCAUCAGACCCUGCAGCAUCGGCACCACUCACAGCGCUCCAAGUGCCGUCCACCCAAAGGCAUGUACCUCACGCAGGAGGACGUGGUGGCCGUGUCCUGCAGCUCCACCGCUGCUAACACUGUCCUCCGACAGCUCGACAUGGAGCUCGUCUCCCUUAAAAGACAGGUCCAAAAUGCCAAGCAGCUGAACAGUGCUCUGAAACAGAGGAUUGAAUCUGGCAUUGAUGAAUACCGGCUGCCUGAGUCCAACCAAAAAGUCAAUGCCCGCUGGACAACAGAUGAGCAGCUGCUUGCAGUUCAAGGAGUCCGCAAGUACGGCAAAGACUUCCAGGCCAUCGCAGAUGUUAUUGGCAAUAAAACAGUGGGGCAAGUUAAGAACUUCUUUGUGAACUAUCGGCGCCGUUUCAACCUGGAGGAGGUGCUGCAGGAGUGGGAAGCCGAGCAGGGAACUCGUGCCCCCAAUGGAGACAGCACAGCCGCUGGGGAGGACGGAAAAAACAGCUCCAACCCACCUUCAGGAAAGAGCACAGACGAAGAGGAGGAGGAGGGUCAGGUGACACCUGCCUCAGGACCAUCUCCCAUAGCUGUAGCGUCAUUGGCCAUGGCAGCAGCAAGUGGCAGCACCUCCUUGAAUCAGCCUCCGCCUUUACUACGGCCCUCUCUGCCAGCCACUCCUGCACUGCACCGCCAGCCUCCACCCCUCCAGCAGCAGGCCCGUUUCCUGCAGCCUCGUUCAGCUCUGAACCAGCCACCGCCGCUCAUUCGGCCUUCCAACCCACUCCCCCCACGCCUCAAUCCCCGCCCUACUGCACCCGUCAACACCGGCAUGGGCCCGCAGCCCCCCACGCUAGUGGGCAUCCCAUCUGAAAACCCAUCCUCCUCUCUGCACUGAGCAUGACCAGCACACUCAGAAUUGAGGGUGAGAAAGAGAAAGAAGCACUCACAGAUUCUUUUGUUGUUGAAUUUGUGGUAUUAUUUUCUAUCAGCGUUUUGUUAUAGUCAUCGGAGAGCAGUAUUGCUCAUGUACAGACGAGAGACAAAUUAAAAGAAAAACCUUUAACAUAAGAUGUGUUAGGAAAGUUUUGGGCCACGACAAUGUACCAGAACAGCUUCAGUGUUUCUUGCCAUAGAUUCUCCAAGUCUCUGGAAUGGUGCUGGAGUGAUGAACACCAUUCCUCCAAAAAAUAUUCCUCUGUUUAGUGUUUUGCUGAUGGUGGUGGAGAGCGCUGUCAAACAUGGUGCUCCAAAAUCUCCUACAGGUGUUGAGUUGGUUUGAGAUCUGGUGACUGUGAAGGCCAUAAAUUUACAUCAUAUUCACACUAAUCAAAUCAUUCCUUGAGCCCUUUUGCCAUGUGGUUUGGGAUGGAGUCACCCUGGAAGAGACCACUCUCACCAGGAUAGAAGUGUUUUGUCAUAUAGGAUAAAAGUGAUCUCAGAUGAACUUUGUAUUGAUUAUUAUUAUUCGCUGCAUCUCUUUCCUCUAAGGGGAUCUAAGUGGCCCCAAACCAUGCCAGAAAAAGCCCUUACAGCAUUAAAGAUCCAUUGGUUUUUCCUUUAAUUUGCCACCAGUCUGCAUGUGUGUAAUGUUAGCCUUUGACUGAUAUGUGUGUAUCGUGUUUAUUUAAAUAUUGUGUAACUGACCCUUUUUAAAAUGUUUUAAUCAUAACAUGUUGCUCUUAUGACUCCAUACAAGUGGCAAAAGACAACUCUGUGUUCUGUAAAUUUGUCUCGCAAUGAGAUUUGCUGCAAAACCAAAAGUCCAGGAGGUGGAGCUGGACCUGAUCCAACUCUAAUAACCCUAACCUGUGAGACGCUCUACAACACAGAACAAUACACUUAUCCAGCCUGAAACACACUGAGCUGUCUCCACCUCCUGGACCUUUGGCUCAGAUCUGCCUAGGCAGGAGGAACUGGAUUAGGUCUGACUUCACCUCUGGACUUUUGAUUCUGCAGUGACUGGUACUUGCUCACAGUCAGUGAGUGAGUGGUUGUGAGUGGUUUUUUUAGUUUAUUAUAAAAGGGCUAACCAAGUCCUGCUGUAUUUCCUUUUCCUGAUGUAAGUGUUCAGUGCACAGUUUUUGUGACUCUCUUGUCAUGUGUAUAUAAACAUUAUUUAUUUUUAUACUUGGUGCUAAGGACUACAGACAGAUUAAUGCCUAUCGUCACCAUAAAAGUGCUCUUAAGGUUUAAGAGAACAUUGUGUUUGUUUUAACGUUGAAAAUUCAGACUUUAAACAUUGUCACAAGGCUUGAAUCUCUCCACAAACUCCUGUGGUAUACAGUUAUUUGAAAUGAUAAUGAAUGGCCAAUUGAUUUUCAUUUAGAGUGGUAUGAAAGACCAUGGAUUAUGACCUUGCUGAUUAUGAACACUAAAAAUAGCUGACAUCAAGGGGUCUCAAACUUUAAGUAUCCCCUCAGUAAAAAAUUAUUUUAUGAACAUAAUUAUUUUGUGUAAUAUUCAGAUAUUAGGCUUAAUAUUUUGGUAAUAUAUUUGAAAUUUUAUGGACCUCAUUUCUAUUAAAAUUAGAAUACAGUCAUUAGAUUUCAGUAGACAUUAUUUAUAGAGCUACUUGUUUUUGAGUUAUUGAUGUUUGACCUGUCAAACAGGCUAAUAACUAGUAACUAAAUAUAAGAACUUCGGUGUUUCCACCACUGUAAAAAAAUUUAAAAGUCAUGGACCCCAUGGUUAUGCUUCACUGACCCCACUUCGAGAGCCAUGGUCUUACAUCAUCUCGCACACUCAUUUCCAUCCAGCUGUUAUUAUUUAUUUGUACAUGUUGGUUGGUGAUUUUGAAAUCAUUGCAUAGUAUAGCAGAUGAUUGAACCAGAGAUUAAGCUGUUGACUCGGUGUGUGAGUUCAGUCCCACGCUGGUAGUUUCUUAUUAUACCCUGUAGCAUUAAAUUAUGUACCUUUUUUAUGUAGAGGUGUUAUUGAUAUGUUUAUUUGCCUGUACAAAAUAAAUGGAUACUUGUUCUUCAUGUCAUAAUCAUCAGUGUUUUGCUGUAAUUCCACUUUGUUUUGUUAAUUCAGUCUGUAGAGAUUCUGGGUUUGUGCUAUUCCUGCAUGUCACUGUGUGUAAAUUCACUGUUGUGUAUGUAUUUUAAUCUUUUUGUGUUGUAUUUUAUCUCAUGUAUGCUCUGUGGUAUGAUUUUUAGUCUCUUUUCAUGUCCCAACUUUAUAGUUUCUUUAAUGUAAAUCUCAGUGUAAAUUUUGUCCCUUUUUACACAAUUACCUCUUAGAAUGUCAAAUUUAUUUAUAGCAUUUAUAGUAGGAACCACCUUCCUAGUGGAUUAAAACUCUUUCCCUGUAACACUUGACAGACACAAUGUCUACUUCCUCUGUAUUUCAGGCAUUAAAGCAGAAAUGUCCACACUAAA